AUGGCGCCACAAGCAGAAGACAAAGAGAUGGAGAGCAAGAGCGGUAUGCCAAGUAACGACGUUGAAUUUCUGAUUAUGUGUCUGAAGAACACAAAUGGUGGAGUGGUUUCUAUCAACUCGGCUGCAGUUGCAAGCGCGAUGAACUAUUCCAAUCCAAGAUCUGUCACCAAUCGCAUCGCCGCACUGAAGAAGAAAUACGAUCUGCCAUUUGGUACGGCAAAGGCAAGUCCGACUAAGUCCACCACCGAUGAAGUAAAACUACCAGUGACUCCCACUAAGAACCGUGUCACCAAGACGAAGGCGACACCAAGAAAGGCCGCUACUCCGAAGGGGAAGGCCAAACUGGAGGCAAAGGCCGAAUUCUCGGAUGAAGAUACGCCCAUGUUAACCACUGAAAAGGCUAGUGGAGAAAGCGAGCAGGAAGAGGAUUUCGAAAAAGAUAUUUGA
Glarea lozoyensis ATCC 20868 is the source of this 447-nucleotide messenger RNA. RefSeq lists its product as uncharacterized. The transcript has 3 exons. The record is from RefSeq and is a predicted model, not a curated record. The coding region runs from base 1 to 447 and encodes 148 amino acids. Lineage: Eukaryota; Fungi; Ascomycota; Leotiomycetes; Helotiales; Helotiaceae.